Messenger RNA from Aspergillus steynii IBT 23096, 1793 nucleotides. Its product is annotated as putative monooxygenase. Gene Ontology annotation, biological process: secondary metabolite biosynthetic process. NCBI's taxonomy places the organism in Eukaryota, Fungi, Ascomycota, Eurotiomycetes, Eurotiales, Aspergillaceae. The record is from RefSeq and is a predicted model, not a curated record. Bases 318 to 1691 code for a protein of 457 amino acids. Gene Ontology annotation, molecular function: FAD binding; monooxygenase activity. The transcript has 7 exons.
CCACGCUCCGAUGGGACCCUCAUAAGCUCGAGCGCAACUCCCAAUCAGCGACCAGCGAUAGAUCCGCCCCUGAGGGAUCGACUCGGGUCUCCGGCUUGGAAAAUCCGGGGCAUUCGGCAAUCCCGAGCCCCUCGGGGCGAAACACCGACAGAGAGUAAGCAACGCAUGUCAGCAUUGCGCAACUCGUGUCGUCGAGGGUGCUUUAAAGCGCCCUUGUCAAUCUGGUGCUUGGCCCGUUUGUCGAUUGUCGAGUCCGGUUGAAGCGCUGUGCUCUUUCCACACCUAUCACGGACUACCACAGCAGAUAUCAAGCCAUCAUGGGCCUCUCCGCCAGUCUCCCUCAAUGGGGAGCAACUAAGACCCAACAGACCCCAGACGAGGCGCAUCUCCGCAUUAUCAUCGUCGGCGCGGGCCUCAGCGGUCUCGCGACGGCCAUCUCCUGUGCCUCCCACGGCCACUCGGUGCAGGUCAUCGAGCAGGCCAAAGAACUAGCCGAGGUCGGCGCAGGCCUCCAAAUCACCCCCAACGCCUCGCACCUCUUCCAUCACUGGCAACUCCCCGCCAACAUCUGGACCGACGCAGCAGAGCCCACAUCACUCACCGUGCACCGCUACACCGGGCAGAUCCUCGCGCAAGAAAACGACUUCGACCGACACAUCCGCGCCAAAUACAACAACGCCCCCUUCAUCGACCUCCACCGCGUCGAUCUGCAGCAGGCGCUAUUCGCGCGCGCCAAAGCCCUCGGCGUCGAAUUCCACCUCGACACGCGCGUCGACCGCCUCGACUUCGCCACCUCCACCGUCCACACCCUCUCCGGGACGGAGUAUACAGGGGAUCUGAUCGUGGCGGCGGACGGGCUGUGGUCGAAGUGUCGCGAGUGCUUUGAGGGACGGAAAGACGACCCCCUGCCGACGGGCGAUCUAGCGUAUCGGAUUGUGUUGAACGCGGAGCAGAUUCGGGCUGAAGAUAGUGAUCUGCGAGAGUGGGUUGAGAACCCGCAGUGUCAUUUCUGGGUCGGCCCCGGGGCCCAUGUGGUCGCUUAUUCGAUGCGAGGGGGCAAGAUGUUUAAUAUUGUCUUGUUGGUGCCGGAUAAUUUGCCCCCGGGGGUGUCGAGACAGGCGGGUUCGGUGGAUGAGAUGAAGGCGUUGUUUGCGGGAUGGGAUCCCGUGUUAACGCGAUUCCUCAACUACGUCGACAGCGUCGACAAGUGGAAACUCAUGCAUCACGGCGAAAUGGAAUCCUGGGUCAACGACAAAUCAAACCUCGUAUUCAUAGGCGACGCCUGUCACCCUAUGCUGCCCUACCUCGCGCAAGGCGCCAACUCAUCUCUCGAAGACGGGGCCGUUCUAGGCGGGCUCCUGGGCCAUCUGAAGAGUAAAUCGCACCUGCCGCAGGUCCUGCGACUGUACGAGAGUCUGCGGAAGUCGAGGGGAGAGGCCAUUGUGAGGGAGACGUUCAAACAGCGAAACGACUUCCACAUGCCAAACGGCGAGGCGCAAGAGAAGCGAGACCAUAUCUUCCUGUCCCAGCUAGGGAAGGAGAUCAAAGGGGCUUUUCCGAGUAGAUGGACAUGUCCCGAGGUUCAGCCCUGGUUGUACGGAUACGAUGCCAUCCAGGAGGUGGAGAAUGCGGUGGCGCAGAAUCCAGAGCUGUUUACGAACGUGAAGAAGACGAAGACGUCGAAUUUGUAACACGAAGCUAUCUGGGAAAGGAAAGGGAUGAAUCAGGGUUUGGCGUUUUCUGCGGCUGUGUAUUCCAGGUCCAGCUAGAAAUUGACGGUAGAGAGUAACCAU